AUGCGUUUCGAUAUUGGGUGUUUGUACGAUAUUAAAAUUUUGCAGGUGGAGGCGAAAAAUCACACCAGAGCACUUCAAGAUUGGAUUGAUACCUACGAGAAGUUUGAUCUUCAGGAAUCAGAUCAAACAUUGAACAGAACUUCUGAGUCUGUUGAAUUUAAUAAAGUAAAAGAGCUUCCUAAAGUACGAAAGAAAAAAGUGAAAAAAAAUAAAAAGAAAUUAGGUAAGAAAAAAAUAGAGAAGAAGAAAGUAGAGAGGAAGAAAGUAGAGAAGAAGAAAGUAGAGAAGGACAAACGGUUACUGGUAAAGAAAAAGAGAUUCCCUAAAAUCAAGAAAAAGAACACGAAAAGAAAAAGAAAUAAAAAUGUAAAAAAGUUUGUAAAGACUCUUAGCGAUAGAAGUACGAGUAACGAUUCCAAUAUGUCUGCCUCCAACGUUAUUAACGUUGAUGAUACUCCAGUUGACAUUAUUGUUCAUAUUAAAAUGAGUGAUUAA
Molecule: messenger RNA, 495 nt
Organism: Parnassius apollo (apollo)
Lineage: Eukaryota; Metazoa; Arthropoda; Insecta; Lepidoptera; Papilionidae
Source: the annotation of a GenBank genome assembly